Drosophila mauritiana is the source of this 2294-nucleotide messenger RNA. RefSeq names its product serine protease Hayan. The coding region runs from base 349 to 2256 and encodes 635 amino acids. Gene Ontology annotation, molecular function: serine-type endopeptidase activity. NCBI's taxonomy places the organism in Eukaryota, Metazoa, Arthropoda, Insecta, Diptera, Drosophilidae. Gene Ontology annotation, biological process: proteolysis. The record is from RefSeq and is a predicted model, not a curated record. The transcript has 8 exons.
AUGCGUUGCUGAGCGGUCAGAGCCGGGAAAACAGCCAGCAGAUUCCAUACCGCCGCGAUUUGUGAUAGCCACCGGUUUUCAGCUUUAUUGGCUCUGCUGGUGUGCUUUUUGCGGUGUUUUUUUCUUUCUUUCUUAAUUUUUUUUUAUUUUGAUUUUUUCGUAAUUCCCUUGGAUUUUGUUUUGUUUUUGUUUCGUUUAUGUGGUAUUGAAUUAAAUUGUAUUGUAUUGUGCGGUGCCCGAUUGCCAUAGUCACCACAGUGCUCGACGCACUCAAUAAACGACAUCGAUACGUCGACGAACACUACUCCCUUAUCAGGGACCGAAAAAAGGUCGUGUCAAAGCUGACCGAUGGCGAUAAUCUCGGCGAGAAGGUACUUCCUUCUGGGUCUCCUGGUGCUGACUACCUCCGCGUAUCUAACGGUUGGGGAUGAGGGCGAUCCCUGCCAGGUGAGGGCGGACAUACCGGGAAUCUGCCGCUCCUCCUCAGCCUGCGAGAACAUCAGAGGAUACUUGAAGUCGGGCACGCUGUCCACCAGCCAGGUGCCGAGUUGUGGUUUUGGCGCCCGCGAGGAGAUCAUCUGCUGCCCCACCGUCGCCUGCUGUGCCACUGAUCGAGUUCACGAGGUCCAAUUCCAUGCCACGAGCUCCGAGCGCAGCAGGUUACCCGAACCCAAGCGGGAACCACUACCAGAACCGGAGCCACUGCCUCCGACGACCACCGAGGGGAAAAGGGAACGGGAAAGUCGGCUGGACGAGAAUCAGAACUUCUUUGACUUCAACAAGCUGCUCAGCACCACCGUAAAGCCGCAGAAAACCCACGAGUCCUUGAAGACGCCCACUCAGGAGUCGAUGAAGACGCCCACUCACGAGUCCAUGAAGAUGCCCACUCACGAGUCCAUGAAGUUGCCCACACACGAACCCUUAAAGUUGCCCAUCCAAAGCGUUGGAGCCUGGGGCAUAGCUCCUCCGAAGACGCAUCCCAUUACAAGCACCCAGAGAUCUUUUAUGGAACCAGAAUGGGGCCGUGAGCCACGGAUUAUAAACCGUCCACUGACCACGCCCCGAUCACGACCCCAAAGACCGCAUAAUUCCAAUUUCAAUCCCAAUUCCAACCCCACAUUAAACAACAAUAACAACCUCAUACAUUUGGUCAACGAUCGGCUGCGGCAGCAGGGAAUGCAGAUUGAGCCUGCCCGAGAAGUGCCCAUGGUAUUGCAGACCACGCCGACACCCACACCCACGCAAUUGAUCGAUCCCUUUGAACCAUACCGAUUUCGGGGCCAGGACAGAGACAAGGAUCCGCAGCCGGAACCGUGGAACGAUGUCAGCAAUAACCUAGACGCGGAUCCAGCUCCCAGCAUCUUCAAUCCAGCCGAGACGCGGGCAACGACGCCCAAUCCCAAUCCAGGCCGCGUCGAUCUUCCCGAGAAGGAGCGACCAGCGGUGGCAGCGUGCGAGAAGAUCCGAUCCGGUGGAAAGCCCCUGACGGUGCACAUCCUGGACGGCGAACGGGUGGACAAGGGCGUCUAUCCCCACAUGGCGGCCAUUGCGUACAACUCCUUCGGGAGCGCGACGUUCCGAUGUGGUGGAUCGCUCAUCGCCAGUCGGUUCGUCCUUACAGCGGCUCACUGCGUCAAUAGUGACGAUAGCACGCCCAGUUUCGUUCGUCUGGGUGCGCUGAACAUAGAGAAUCCUGAGCCGGGCUACCAGGACAUUAAUGUGAUUGACGUUCAGAUUCAUCCGAACUAUUCCGGCAGUAGCAAGUACUACGACAUCGCCAUCCUGCAGCUGGCCGAGGAUGCCAAGGAGUCCGAUGUCAUCCGUCCCGCCUGUCUCUAUACGGAUCGCACUGAUCCGCCCGCGAACUCCAAAUACUUCGUAGCCGGUUGGGGUGUAAUGAAUGUGACCAAUCGCGCCGUAUCAAAGAUCCUGCUGCGGGCGGCUCUGGAUCUGGUGCCGGCGGACGAGUGCAAUGCAUCCUUUGCAGAGCAGCCGAGUGCCAAUCGGACGUUGAGGAGAGGCGUGAUCGCCUCACAGCUGUGCGCGGCGGACAAGAAUCAGAAGAAGGACGCCUGUCAGGGCGACUCCGGUGGCCCGCUCAUCCUGGAGAUCGACGACGUCGACGGCAUCUACUCGAUCGUGGGCGUAAUCUCCUCGGGCUUCGGGUGCGCCACCAAGACCCCGGGUCUCUACACACGCGUCUCCUCAUUCCUAGACUAUAUCGAGGGUAUCGUGUGGCCGGCGAAUCGUUUCUGAGGCGUCAUUUGAUCUGCAAUAAAUUUAGUUUGAACGGA